AUGCACAGGGCGUCAUACGUUGGUGUUUUCUUUGUGGCUAUGAUCGUAAAAUCUCAUCAGGCUCCUUGGGGUCAGCAUCCUCUUCUCACGGCUACUACAGCAGCAAUGAUGGAAAGGGAACAAAAGGUUUAUCCUGAAAGUGCUCACUGUCUAAUUGCACCUGUUUCUUGUUUAAGCGACUGCAAGAAGAACAAAGGAAGCAUCCUCAAAAACUCAGUUGAGUACAUCUCAAUUUUGCAGAAGGAGAAUCAAAGCUUUAAUAGCCUCUAUAAUGAAACUAAUCUCGCCCACACUGUCAUUGAACGCAUGAUGAAACGCAUUCAGGCAAGUACCUUGGAGUCGAUACUACCGCCGGAAUAUUUGGCCAAGGUGACUUCAGAAGGCGUGGGAGAAUAUCGCUCGGCUUGGCAGGAGUGGAGUAAAGUGCACGAAAUAAACCACCAGAAAAUGGCUGCUGGUCAUGGCAUUGGUGUUGCAGGUGCCACAGGCAUUGUUGUUGAUACUAGCGAAUCAUCCCCUGGAAUGUCCUCUGUUGGUAACAACGAAGACGGCUCGUAUCUUGAUGCCAGAGGUGAUUCAAACUCCCCAGUGCCUCCGGUGGGCCGUUCUGGACGCACUCGCUGCACUUCGGCUUCAUCCACCUCUGGCCAACCACUGGCAUUAGGGGUCACUUCAGGAGGGGGCGGAGGUGGUGGAGGAGGUCUUGAUAGUGGUGGCCCUCUAGGUGCUCCCUCCAUUGUCGGUUCUCUUCCCUCUCGUGGAGCCCGUAUUCUGCCCGCCACAUCACCCCCUAGCCAUACAGGUCCCAAUCAAACUGGAACUCGUUUGCAUCAAAUGCGUCCCAUGUUCUCACCCUCACUCUAUACCUCUCCAAGCGGAAGCGGGGUCAAACAUCCCUCAUCCUCCUCGGGCAACCGCAUGACUGGCAAACGAACUGCCGUCGGCCGUCCCCCAUCCACCAAAAUGGAGGAGAGUGGCGUGGGUAUUCCUAUGCCGCCUGUACAGAACCCCAUAUUUUCUCCGGGCUCUGGAAACAACUUUGGAGGAGGAAAUGGCCCAUUUGCUGGACUCAGCAUCUCCCUCCCUGUGAGAAUGGCUCCUGAUGAAUUUCCCACCACCACCGAGAUGAACACUGAUGAGUCCUAUCUGCGAAUGACAACUGAGAGCGGAGGGGAACCGGGCAAUGGUUGUCAAGAUGUGAUGUCAAUCCCAGCUGGAGGAUUCAAGCCAGAGCCAAUGGUUGAAGUGCCCUGCAACCCCCCACCUACAUCAUCUACUCCAUUACAUUCACAUUCCUAUCAGUCCCCUCUGUUCUGUGGAAGUGGACCUGGUGUGAAUAUUGGUAUGUCUGGAACCGUUGGGGGAAGUAGCGGUGUUCCUCCAAUGUGGCCACGUUUACAGCGUCUUGUGUCAGAUGGACAACAUCAAAAAGCACCACCCGAUCCAACUUCACCUGGUCAUCAACCCAUGGCCGACGAAUUACAAUUCGAUCAUGCCGUGUAA
Molecule: messenger RNA, 1503 nt
Organism: Rodentolepis nana
Lineage: Eukaryota; Metazoa; Platyhelminthes; Cestoda; Cyclophyllidea; Hymenolepididae
Source: the annotation of a GenBank genome assembly